UUUUCUUUUUUUUCUUGCAUUUUAAUCGACCAAACCUAGGACUUGGCAUCAAAAUAUGAUUUUUUUUUUCCUAGUUUUGAGAGAGAUCUUGGAUCCUCAUCUAUACAUCAUCUCUUCCCAUGUAUACAUCAGACUUCAAAGAUUUGUUUCACUCUGUUUCCGAAAAGAUUGACGUAGAGUAGCAGUUCAUCAUUAUCCUGUGAGGUAAAUUGCAGUUUUUUGGCAUCUAAAUGUAUGUGGGCUAAUUAAGAAACAUUCCAACAAAACACAAACCAAGAUAAAAUGUUUCUAACAAAGACAUUUUGUUGGAGCAGCUAUUUUUUUCUGUAUCCAAUUUGACCUGGAAAUAUAGAAGCAUUAUUGCUUACAGAAGCAUUAAUGCUUACUGAAUUAAAAUAGGAAGGAAAAGUAAGUCAUUUGUUCAGUUUAUACCCAUUAUUGUUAUUUUUUAAAUAAAGGUCUUUGGGUUAUUUCACUGCUAAAGGAAUCGGGAGUGUUCUGCACAACUCUGAAGGUUAGCUAAGGGGUUUCUUAAAUCCUCAAUCUCGUCCUAUAAUUGACAAGAGGGAGGACUUUUUUUUAUUAUUAAUCUGGUGGACAUCAAAGCUGUCUGCUCCAACACAUUCAGUCAAUAUCUAGAUGAAAAGAGGAAUGUCUUUCACAUGAUUAGCUUCUCUAGCUAGCCUGUAGGUGGGUGUGUUUAACAGAAGGAAGCAGUAGGAAUGAGCCUGUCAGGCUGCCUUUACAACUAAUUAGCUCAGCAUACAACAAAGAUAAGCGAUCCGGGGAGGAGGACCCCCUGAAGGUUCUUUCGAUUCUGGGAAAUGUCUGAGUGGCAGAUGUUAAGAGAUCCUUUAGAAGUCCAGUGCAUCAAUGUACUGCACACAUUCAGCACAGGACUGGAAUAAUUCAGGCAUGAGGACACUUUUUGGGUGCACUCUGGAAAAGCAGAACCAAAAUGGACAGAACCUUGGAAUCUCUGCAACAUAUAAUUGCCCAAGCACUGCCUCAUAGAGACCCUGCCCUCGUAUUUAAAGACUUGAACGUUGUGGUAAUACUGCAGGAAUUCUGGGAGAGUAAACAGAAGCAGAAAGCUGUAUUUCCAAAUGAAGGCACAGUGGUGUACGAGUCCCUGAGCUCUCCCGGUCCUCCAUUUGUGAGUUAUGUCACCUUACCUGGAGGAAGCUGCUUUGGCAACUUUCAGAGCUGCUUAAGCAGAGCAGAAGCAAGACGAGAUGCUGCAAAAGUAGCUCUGAUCAAUUCUCUUUUCAAUGAACUGCCCUGUCGCAGGAUCACAAAGGAAUUCAUUAUGGAAAGUGUUCGGGAAGCUGUAUCCUCAACCAGUGGUAAUUUAAAGGAUGCUGAUGAUCCAAGCACUAGCAUUGGAGCCUACCACUAUAUGUUGGAGUCAAAUAUUGGGAAAACGAUGCUGGAAUUCCAGGAGCUGAUGAUAGUCUUUCAGCUGCUGCAUUGGAAUGGAAGUCUUAAAGCCCUACGUGAAACAAAGUGCUCACGCCAGGAAGUAAUUUCCUACUAUUCCCAGUAUUCCUUAGAUGAAAAGAUGAGAAGUCAUAUGGCUCUGGACUGGAUUAUGAAGGAGAAAGAAUCUCCAGGAAUUAUUUCCCAGGAGCUACAACUGUCACUUCGAGAGCUUGAGGAAGCCAGAAAAGCUGGACAAGAACUGAGGUUUUACAAAGAAAAGAAAGAAAUACUGAGUUUAGCACUGACCCAUCUCUACAGUGAUCAAGUUACCUCAUAUUCAAACAAUGGUGAUCAAAUGAGCCUGACCCUAAGCGGGUCUCACAGCCUUGCUGCCUUGAAGUAGGAUUAUAACAGUGAACUCUAACAUACUAAUCCUUGGUGAUUCGGCCAUCUAUGGAAGUAGUAGAAGUUGCUUUCCUUUGCUGUUUUAAAUUAUGAAACCACUAGAAUUGAGAAAAUCUUAUUUUUGAAGGCAGGUAUUAUUUUCCUGCUUCAGGCCAGCACAAAAGUACUUUGGUCAUUUAGUAUAUUAAUGUUAUUACACUGUAGAUAGCUUGAGGACACCCUGGAGAAAACUUAGUGAUGGCAAUUACACACACACACACACA
This is a messenger RNA of Gavialis gangeticus (Gharial), 2090 nucleotides long. It is a transcript of the gene LIX1, whose product is annotated as limb and CNS expressed 1. Gene Ontology annotation, biological process: autophagosome maturation. The coding region runs from base 959 to 1825 and encodes 288 amino acids. Gene Ontology annotation, cellular component: cytoplasm. The transcript is spliced from 7 exons. NCBI's taxonomy places the organism in Eukaryota, Metazoa, Chordata, Crocodylia, Gavialidae. The record is from RefSeq and is a predicted model, not a curated record.